Messenger RNA from Apis laboriosa (Himalayan honeybee), 1726 nucleotides. RefSeq lists its product as uncharacterized. The record is from RefSeq and is a predicted model, not a curated record. The transcript is spliced from 7 exons. Lineage: Eukaryota; Metazoa; Arthropoda; Insecta; Hymenoptera; Apidae. Bases 588 to 1709 code for a protein of 373 amino acids.
UUAUUCAUUUCAAAAUAAGUGCCGAUCGAAAAAUUUUAAUUCUAUAAUUUUUUUAUUACAAUGUACUAUUAUAUUGACAUAUAUGUAAAACAAAAAAUACAUUAAUACAAAGAUAUGAUAAAUGUUAAAUAAAUCAUUCCAUUCGAACUUCAAAAAACUUGCCUAUACUUAUUUUAUCGAAAUUUUUCUACUAUGAAUCUCUUGUCAUUUUUUAUUGUCAAGGCAACGAUAUAAUCAACCAAAAUAUUCAUUUGUUUUACCAAAAUAUCUUUCAACCGUGUUAUCCUUUGAACAAGUUUUUAUAGGUAUCUACAAGGAUUGAUUUCCCUCAUCGCGAUCCGAAAUUUCUUAAUCGCUGUAUAAGAACAUCUAAGAUUAAAGUUACAUAUGUAAGCAUCUUAGUGAAGUCAAAAAAUAUCAGAAACGUCGAAGACGUGAUUUCACAAAAAGGACCUGGACCUGCAGAUACGAAAACCGCUUCAGCCGUGGAUCGCAUAAACGAGGGUAGUCAAACGGCGGUGUCGAAACCCCGGAAAUCGCGUCGCAAGAAGACAAAAAACGCUACAGCCAAUUCCAAGGCAAAAGCAAUGACAACUCCUUGCGGCGAAUAUCGGAAGGAGAUCCAAAAAUGUAACGUUCAAACAGGAACACAAGCGGUAAAUCAACAACCAUGUUCCAUACCAGCAAUUCAAAGUCAAAAUACCUCAACAGCACCGAUGCGACCGAGAUCUCUUUAUACAGCGCACAGUUAUCACGCACAAACAGAUGAAACUAAUUUCCAGCGAUACAGUGAAUUUCCCAAAUACUUUGAAGCACCGCCAUCGGAACAAUGGGGUGGAUUAGCCGGUGCAACAGCAUUUUCUAAUUCAACAGCAUUGUGGCGACAACCACGAAAUUCUAAAACUAUUGCACCAUACUAUGAAGAAACAUGCAUCUACGCAGAAAACUGGAGAGAACAUGAUACUGAUGCCGCUAUUGUAACUACACCACAUGGUACAAUUUCAUUGAGACUUCACAACAGAAUUCGGGUUGAUAUGACGAUCGAUCGAGCAGUUAGAGUAAUUAAUUUUAAGAAUAACAUUGUACUAUCGUUGAGCGGUUCUGGAGCAGCUGCAGCAUUACUCCAUCCAAACGGAAGAAUAUAUCAAUAUGGAUCACGAGUUGAAAUCCUGGCCCAUGAUGCCCACGGCAAUAACAAAUACGCAAAGAUGUGGUAUAAAGGAGUGAGCUUUACUUCAGAACAAUGUGCUCUAGUUUAUUUAGUUGAUACGGCGGGAACAAGAACAACUACGGAUUCAUUUUCAGAUAUGAGUCAGGACUUUUCUCUUAGUGUUUUUUACUCUCGUUCCCGGCACGGUCCAGCAUGUUUGCAAGAAGCUACGGCAGCUUUAGGUGCCGCUCAAUACUGGUUAACUAAUGAAGGUGUAGAAAAUUGGAUCAUUAAUAAUGUUAGAGUUUCGCAAACACCUGAUGGUCUUGUCAGGAUUGCUCGAAAUAGUAACAAAUAUCAAUUACGAACAUCACCUAGUAAUGGUACAGCUUCGUUAACGACUCCAUUUUUACAUUGUACUGCAUCUCUUGGUCAAACAUCUCAUCUUUUUGUGCGACGCGGUGAACGACGCAUGCAUUAUGACGGAACUAGUUUUAUUGUACGAAACGCGGGUCAUAGUGCUGGAUUCGACGACAACAAUCAAUUGAAAGUUUAUUAAGAAAAUUUAACAUGAAC